Molecule: messenger RNA, 2621 nt
Organism: Pollicipes pollicipes
Lineage: Eukaryota; Metazoa; Arthropoda; Thecostraca; Pollicipedomorpha; Pollicipedidae
Product: sulfotransferase family cytosolic 1B member 1-like
Exons: 3
Coding region: 158-799 (213 amino acids)
Molecular function (GO): sulfotransferase activity
Source: RefSeq, a predicted model, not a curated record
UGCCGGCGUACCGCGAGCACGGCCUGGCGCGCUUCGGACCGGACGGUGCCGUGUACAGCGCCGACGCGCUGCCCGUGCUGGAGCGCUGUCGGCGCACGCCGCUGCACGCCGACGACCUCUGGGUGUUGGCGUCGCCCAAGUGCGCAGCAGGGCAGCGAUGCCGUGCCGCCGGCUGCUGCAGCCGAUCGACGGCAGGCCGCGCCCUCGGCUCGUGAACACCCACCUGCCGCUCAGCCUCUGCCCGCCCGGCCUGCUCGACACGUGCAAGGUUAUCUACGUGGCGCGAAACCCGAAGGAUGCGUGCGUCUCCUACUACAAGAUGUUGAUGUCAGACAGCACACUGAGCCCCGAGACGACCAUUGAAGACUUCGUCACGCUGUACAACGAAGGAAAGAUGGUCUGCUUGCCGUUCUUCCCAAACGUGCUGCAGGCGUGGCGCCAGCGGCAGCACCCCAACAUGCUGUUCCUCACAUUCGAGGAGAUGAAGCGGGAUCUGCGAGCCGUCAUCGAGCGAACGGCCGAGUUCCUGGGUAAGAAACUGACGGCCGAGCAGCUGGACAGGCUGCAGCACCACCUUAGCUUCGAGAGCAUGCGGAAGAACAAGUGGGUCAACAAAGAGGACAGGAUCAAGGGACAAGAGGGAGCAGACGGUGAGCGUCUGUCCUUCAUGAGAAAGGGUCAGACGGGCGACUGGAAGAACCAUCUGAGCGACGAAACGUCGCAGGAGAUGGACCGCUGGAUGGAGGAAAACCUACACGGCACUGGGCUCACAUUUGUUGCCGAGGCACGGCAGCAGUAGUCCGUACAGCGACCGCGCCGUUCGAAGCGGGGUUCACGGCACCACAGCGUGCCGAAAUCACGUGCAAGCGGCAUGUGGUGGCACAAGCGGCGCAGCGGCGCAGCGCCGCUUGUGCAAGCGGGCCAAUGCGAUAAUUUCUUUUGUAUGUGCAUGUGUGUGUGUGGGGGGGGGGGGAGCUUUCAGAAGGAAGGGCCCUUUGUCAGCUGUGUCUCCCCCCCCCCCUACACACACACAUUGCCAAAAUUGGCUGCGCCCCCGUGUGGGCGAGCUCAUUGAUGAACAUCGAGUAUGCGUGCAUAGGCAAAAUCGCAUGGCCACUGAAGAGCCAGCUCAGCUAACAACAUUGUUAAACCAGCCUGUGUUCCACAUAACAUUGCGCUUACGGGACCUUCAUUUGCAACACCUUCGCACAGAAGCGGGUGAGCGUCGCUUUCUCUUUAGAGGCACAAUAGCUCAGAACAUUGUCCGUCAGAAGUACAGCAGGCUCAAGCACGUGCUUUUUAACGAACGGGGAAAAGGUAUUUUCAACACGAGGGCAUCUCCCUGGGCGUAUCUAGGAAAAGCUUGAUAGCCCUGCUCCGAACUGGUGCGCGGAGUGUUUGUGCUCUGUUUUACAUGAACUGAAAUGUCUAUCGAUGCAAUUUUUGAAUCGAGAACCCGCGAGUAAACGGAUGUGAUAAUCACAUAUAUCUUGCAUACUCUACACACUACCAAAACAUAUAAUUUGAUAUGCACACCACACAUUACCAAAGCAUAUAAUCCCAUAUUAUAACCACCACAUUUAUAAACACCACAUUGCAUAUUAUAAACACCACACAUUACCAAAGCAUAUAAUCGCAAAUUAUACGCAGAUUUCACUUUUCGGCGUGUUAGAAGGAGAGGUGUAAUUCCACCCCUUCAUCUUCACAACGCAGGCACGUUUAUAACAAGCAGAUGCAAAGUGUUAGGUUUUCACUUGUUUUUCCUCAAAAUAUGAGUCUGUUUUUUUAGGACUCCCACAGUUUUCAUGUCCUCACUCAUUUGAUGCCCCAAUGUGCGGCAUGUCGUCAUUAAUUUCGCCGGUAACGAUUACACCGUUCCGAGAAACUUCGCCCGCCACAAAUCGUCACGCGCGCGUCAACACCAGCGGAACGGUGUAUGUUUAUCGUGUGAACACAUGUGAGCCCUCGGACCAGCCGGCUAUGUGUCGUUAUCGCGCUGCGUGACCCUCGCUCUUCGCCACAUGCAAAUGUCUAUGGUUCUGUUUACCAGCUAACUUUCCAGCCAAUCGCUGCACAGCACCCGCGUAGCCGGUCCGAGCAGUACAAAUCCGGACUGAACUGGUUUUUCAACCGCUCCUGACGCUGAAUCACGCGCGUAAUGUAGUUCUCGGUGAUGCUGUUUCUUGGUCCUACGUAUCCGUUACCCGCCCGCUCGUCUCGCCGUAAAAGUGAUUGCUUUAGGUGGUGUACUUUGCUCCUAUGCCGACCCAUAUUUGUGAGGCCACUAUGCACUGAUAUGUCGGAAUUAGGUUUAAUAUCGGCUGUCACUUGGGGUGCGUUCUUUCAUCCCACUAUGCAGACAAUCAUACGUGAGGCGCGCCUGGACCGACACGAGCGCGCAUGCGUGACCCGAAGCCCUAAUUUGUGGUGGAGAAUGGUGUCGUGAGCAAUCGUCGCCGGUACGAUGGGAUCAGUUCAUUAUUGUAGUGCGUUCUGCUCUCUUUGGGCUGUUCUCAAGUGCACUUCCCAGUCGCACUCAGUUUCACUGGCCACACCAAUGUAUGCGAGCAGGCGUCUGCCUGAUUUCGCCUCAGUGCUGUCGAAUACAGAAGCUCGGUUCA